AUGGACACUCCCUUGUCCGGGGAUGGCCCUCAGGCAAUGGAGACAUCAAAAGAGCUGCCCCUUGACAGUCUACCUUGGACGACGAGGUUGCGAUUACGGUUCGUGAACGAUGUCGACACGGCAUGGGCAGACACGAUUCUGCUCGCGUGUUUUUUCACGACCGGAAUGGUCGAUUCUAUAGCUUUCAACACCUGGGACUGCUUCGUCGGAAUGCAGACUGGAAACACCAUAUUUGCGGGUCUCGGGGUCAGCGACUUGCCCAGCACCAUCCCAAAGUACACCUGGACGAAAUCGCUGGUCGCCAUCCUGUCGUUUUGUCUCGGCGCAUUGUUCUUCUCGAGAUAUCAUCGAUACCUGGGACCGCUGAAACGAUGGGUCAUCACCUCCUCAUUCCUCAUCCAGACCCUGUUCAUGAUCAUCACCGCGUCGUUGAUUUCUGGCAAUCUAGUUGCGGAAACAGACCUCUCAGAGACAGCCGAUGGUCGAGGCAGGUUCCCGUGGCACGAGCUUUGUCCGAUUGCUCUCCUGGCGUUCCAGAGUGCGGGACAGAUCGUCGCGAGUCGUGUGCUCAAGUACAAUGCCUUGCCGACCGUGGUCUUGACGAGCUUGUUCUGCGACUUGAUGAGCGAUCCGGACCUGUUCACAGCGGGUCUAGUCCAGGAUCCGGAUCGAAACAGGCGAGCACUGGGAGCGGUUUUGUUAUUCUGCGGCGCAACUGUGUCUGGGGCUUUGAUCAAGACAUCGAUCGGCUACUCUGGGGCUCUAUGGAUUGCUACCGGAGUCAAGGGGUGCAUGGUGUUGGCAUGGCUGGUCUGGAGCAGCAAAAAGUCACAAGUGAAGAAAUAG
Molecule: messenger RNA, 846 nt
Organism: Exophiala spinifera
Lineage: Eukaryota; Fungi; Ascomycota; Eurotiomycetes; Chaetothyriales; Herpotrichiellaceae
Exons: 2
Coding region: 1-846 (281 amino acids)
Source: RefSeq, a predicted model, not a curated record